This is a messenger RNA of Phymastichus coffea, 2323 nucleotides long. Its product is annotated as bcl-2-like protein 2. The coding region runs from base 388 to 1185 and encodes 265 amino acids. NCBI's taxonomy places the organism in Eukaryota, Metazoa, Arthropoda, Insecta, Hymenoptera, Eulophidae. Gene Ontology annotation, cellular component: mitochondrial outer membrane. Gene Ontology annotation, biological process: intrinsic apoptotic signaling pathway in response to DNA damage; extrinsic apoptotic signaling pathway in absence of ligand; regulation of apoptotic process. The record is from RefSeq and is a predicted model, not a curated record. Gene Ontology annotation, molecular function: protein heterodimerization activity; protein homodimerization activity. The transcript is spliced from 4 exons.
CGAGCCAGCCAACAAGGACGGCACACAACUCGCGCCGAAGCCGAGGCAGCAGCAGGCGCACACAUACGCGGGCGCUCGACGUCGGAAAUGGCCGCGGGAAAGUAGUGCGCAAAGUUCUACUGCUACCUUUUUUUCUUACCAGAAUUGACCGCCAAAAAGUGUCGAUCAGCUGUUCGCUGCUCCACUUGGAAAUGAUGCUUGAGUGUCGAAGAAUGACAACGUAGAAGUGUGGUUAGAUUGUCCAAAAAGGAACCGGGCAAAAUGGAAGCCGCCAGGAGCGGCCUCGUGGGUAUCCUUCCGUUCUAAAGCAUUCGCACGCAUAUAAAAGUGUAUAUAGAUCUGGAGGACAUAAGCUGCAAGGAUUCUAAGAGAGUGAGAGAGAAAGCGAUGGCCGGCGAUCGUGUAAGCACGAACAAUGAGAGCCGUGACGGCGGUGGCGGCGAGGACGAGGUGGAGGGGGUGGAGCCGCAUUCCAGAGUGGGCGGCAUUCCGGAAUGUGCUGCGGCGGCGGUGGUAGUGGCCAAGCCGAGCGUCGUCGACGGCCUGUGCCGCUAUGCCCAAGGCGCGACCAGCGGCGGCUUGUCCUUCCUCGAGGUCUGCCAGAUUCGGUUACAGCAAUCAUUUCCACAAAUCUCUACACCUCAGAGGUCUAGUCUCUGCGAAGACUCUAUUGAGCUCACAGCAGAAUGCCUGGCAGACGAUGUGAUUAGAUAUCUUCUGAAAGAAGACAUUUACCAGAUAUCCAGAGAUCCCAUCUCUCGCAGCAUGUGUCACAAUGUUUAUCAGAUGCUAAAUAAGCACAGCAUACUCUUUACAAGCAUGGUUAAUCGAUUGAAUGUCACACCAGAUACUGCAUAUGAAGCUUUCAUGGGGGUAGCUGAUGAAUUAUUUUUAUGUCAAGGCAUUACAUGGGCCAGAAUUGUUUGUCUCUAUGCAUUCAUGGGCAGAUUGGCUUUAUGGGCAAGGGAUAGGCGCAUGCAUACUCUGAAAAAGAAACUACCCAAAUAUGUUGCCAGGUACAUAGGCGAAGAGAUUUCACAGUUUAUUAAGAUAUGUGGUGGCUGGGAGCAACUAUGUUUAGAAUAUCCAGUAGCAGAAGAGAUGAGUGGUACAGUUUGGAGAAGUCUCCUGAUGACUGGAGCUACUCUAGGCUUGGUAGCAACAAUUCUGUCAGUAACAUCUUGAUUUCUAAUGCAGAAUAAUUACGAUGAAACCAUCCAGUGAAGCUUUCAUCGUGUACUUACAUCCUGUGAUUUAAUGAUAACAAACAAAAAACAAAAAAGUUGAAAAAAGAAUCAUAUUGCACGCUUUUUAUCAACGAAGGACUAUUCAGUAUUCUCAGUAGAAAAAGAAAAAUCUCGCACUCGCUCAGACUAUAACCGAACGAUGUAAACGAUAAUUAUUGUUCGGCCAAGGUGUCUUACUUUAUUGUAUUUAGCACGGGGAUAUGUAACUUUUAUACGUGCGAGGUGUUUUUUUAUGAAACAUGGCAAUGCAAGUUCUCUAUUAAUAUAAUAACUUUAAAGAAAAACGCCAACUGCAUAAUCGUCUAGUUCAAUUCCUAAGAUAUUUGUAAAUGAACUGUUUCAAAGAUGUUCCUUGUCUUUUUAAAGGGAAAUUACAAAGAAAAAUACUCGAGAAAAAAUCAGUGUUUACACGUCUAUAUUCCAAAAAUGUUUGAGCUACUUUACAUUUAGGUAGGAACUGUCUAUUUUAUAUUUAUUUAUAAUUUAUUUUAGGUAGAUAAUAAAAUAAUUAAUUAUGCUCUCUAAAGAGCGAAAUCUAUAAAAUUAAUACAUUUUUUCAUUCAUUGUAAUGUAUUUUGGUCGUAUAUUUGCGACUGCAACAAAAAAAGUUACUAUGCUGUUUUAUUGCCACUGACGAAUUUAUAAGCGGUUUUCUAAAUAAAAAGUUAUCGGAGUAUCGGAUGUCAGACGUGUGCCAUGGUAAAAAUAAAUAAUUAAAUGAUUUGUUAUUGUAAAGAUAAUAUAGCAAAUUUAUAUAUUUUACCAUUGCUCGUAUUUCACAUAAUUUCCAAACACCUAUAUAUUAAACAAAUAGUUUUUUCACCUUGACAAUUUUGGUACACGUUCGAUAUUUGUUCAAUGUCUUAUUAUUUAGUAAAUCCAUAAUCGGUAUAUAUUUUUUUCAUACUUGUAUAAGAUUUUGCAUGAAUUAUUGGUAAUAAUAAAUACUCAUCAUGUAAUAAUACUCUUUUCACUAUCCUUAUAAUGAUCCUUACCAUGUUAUGGUUAUGCGGCGAUAAAGUCAAGGCCUUGGAUUUACUAGCAAAUUUAUAGUUUAGAAGAAUGGGAUAUCAAAU